Manihot esculenta (cassava) is the source of this 863-nucleotide messenger RNA. Its product is annotated as protein LOL2. Bases 224 to 511 code for a protein of 95 amino acids. NCBI's taxonomy places the organism in Eukaryota, Viridiplantae, Streptophyta, Magnoliopsida, Malpighiales, Euphorbiaceae. The transcript is spliced from 4 exons. The record is from RefSeq and is a predicted model, not a curated record.
ACUAAAGCCGAUGCACAAUUCCAUUGUGCUUCUGCGAAGAGAACCUCGCAACGGAAGACACUUUCCACUAUUCACUUCCUAAGCCGUCCAAUACAUCCUUCUCCCCAUCUCUCUCUUUCUCUUUUAUCUGCCACCAAAUUCUCCAUUGAAGCUCCGUGGGAGCUCUCAAUCACCCAGCACAGAGAAGAUUCUUCUCUAUUAUCAAAAUUUUCCCUUUUCGGAAAUGGCUCAAAUGGUUUGUGGUUCUUGUCGUAGUUUGCUUUCGUAUCCAAAAGGAGCUAGAAAUGUUCAGUGUUCAAGUUGUCAAAUGGUCAACUUUGUAUUAGAAGCACAUGAGAUUGGGCAAGUUAAUUGUGGUGGAUGUGCAGUUUUGCUGAUGUAUCCAUAUGGAGCCUCAUCCGUUCGAUGUUCCUCCUGUCAUUUCAUAACAGAAAUUGGUGUUCACAACAGGAGGCCACCAUGGUCUGUAAUCCAAGGUUACCCUCCUCCAUCACCGAACCCUGUUCAGUGACCGGGCUUCACUGGGUUCUCAUCCUUAACGCUGCAAAUGGAAAUAUCUUUUGUCAUAAAUGCAAAUAUCUUUUGUCAUAAAUGCAAAGUAAAUUGUUUUUGUAGAUGAUAAAGUCCCUGGCCAGAACAUAAUCCAUCUGAGGUAACUUCUUUGGAUGUGCAUGAACUAAUGGACUAAUCGAUAAAAGUGAGGAUACUACUGGGUGAGCCAUUUUUGAACUCCUUAGGAAUGGGGCUGUCAUCUGUUUCUUAUCAAUUCCAUAUUUGUUAGAAUGGAAGCUAUGUAAUACUCUGCCUUUGGUUAAUUUUGAGCAAUAGAACAUAUUUAGGCCUUUUACAGAUUUUCUCACAAA